AUGAAGCUUCCAACUCACAAAAAAAUUGAUCCGGCAAUGAGGGAAUAUAUGCAUUUCUUGCACAACCUCGACCCUGCAAGAUUUACCAUUCGGAGAAUAGGAGAACGAUACGGCUUCAAGGACAGUACAGUGGUCAAAGUAGUCAAAGAAUUUAGUCUAAUAAAAUUUAUAAAGUACAAUCGCCUGUGUAAAUUGGAGGAUAAACGCAUAUCCCUUGCGGAAUCUGUAUUGCAAGCAAAAGAAGCCUCUUACAGUGCUACAAAGGGAUACAUUCACGUCGGAAAUGAAGUAGAGGAUGAGGAACAUGAUUUCAAGGGAGACAAGGAUAGCGUUGACUGGGUAUAUAGGCAAUCUAUACAAGUGGAAUCCCUCUCUGCAUUUCCACUAGCUUCAACCAGGGACCCUAUGCCUAAACGGGUCGAUGUAGAUAUGACUGUAAGUAACACGAAAAAUGUAAAGGUUAUAAAUUGGAUUGAUCCAACAGAUAAGGUGGUGUUUUGA
Theileria equi strain WA is the source of this 501-nucleotide messenger RNA. RefSeq lists its product as hypothetical. The transcript has 3 exons. The record is from RefSeq and is a predicted model, not a curated record. NCBI's taxonomy places the organism in Eukaryota, Apicomplexa, Aconoidasida, Piroplasmida, Theileriidae. Bases 1 to 501 code for a protein of 166 amino acids.